Molecule: messenger RNA, 1731 nt
Organism: Telopea speciosissima
Lineage: Eukaryota; Viridiplantae; Streptophyta; Magnoliopsida; Proteales; Proteaceae
Product: metal transporter Nramp6-like
Exons: 13
Coding region: 53-1690 (545 amino acids)
Biological process (GO): metal ion transport
Cellular component (GO): membrane
Molecular function (GO): manganese ion transmembrane transporter activity; cadmium ion transmembrane transporter activity
Source: RefSeq, a predicted model, not a curated record
CAUUGUGCAUCGCGGUUUAGAGGUUUGUGUGUGGUUGCUAGAGUGAGGAAGGAUGGCUAUCACAGGUUCAACAUCAACUGCUCAACCUCAGUUUAUCACUAGCAUUGGGAAUGGAACUUCUUCGAAUGUUCCGCUGAUCGAGAACCAAGACUCCAACCAGAUUAUAGUCCCUGAUAGAAAAGGUUGGAAAAACUUAUUCGCAUAUAUGGGUCCUGGAUUCCUUGUUUCUAUUGCAUAUAUUGAUCCUGGGAAUUUUGAAACGGAUCUACAGGCAGGGGCACAGUACAAGUAUGAGUUGCUCUGGAUCAUCCUAGUUGCUUCUUGUGCUGCCCUUAUCAUUCAGUCCCUUGCAGCCAACCUGGGGGUGGUCACAGGAAAACAUUUAGCAGAGCAUUGUAGAGCUGAAUAUCCAAGGGUACCGAACUUCAUCCUAUGGGUGCUUGCUGAAAUUGCUAUCGUUGCAUGUGACAUACCUGAAGUGAUUGGAACAGCCUUUGCACUGAACAUGCUCUUCAAUAUUCCUGUAUGGUGUGGUGUUCUUCUUACUGGGCUUAGUACUUUAGUUCUUCUAGCACUGCAGCAAUAUGGGGUGAGGAAACUUGAGUUCUUGAUCGCUUUUCUGGUUUGUACCAUUGCUGCUUGCUUCUGUGUGGAGCUUGGAUAUGCAAAGACCAACUCUUCAGAAGUUAUCAAGGGGCUUUUUGUUCCUUCGCUCAAAGGCGAUGGAGCUACUGGCCUUGCAAUUUCACUCCUUGGUGCUAUGGUCAUGCCGCACAAUCUCUUCCUUCACUCAGCAUUGGUGCUUUCUAGGAGAGUUCCACGAUCCAUUCAGGGAAUCAAGGAUGCAUGCAGAUUUUAUACCAUAGAGAGUGCAUUUGCUCUAAUGGUAGCCUUCCUCAUUAAUGUUUCAGUUAUUUCUGUUAGUGGUACAGUCUGCAAUUCAACAAACUUGAGUCCAGAAGAUCAGACAAGCUGCCAGAACUUGGACUUGAACAAAGCCUCUUUUCUACUAAAAAAUGUCUUAGGCAGUUUCAGUUCAAAAAUUUUUGCAAUUGCAUUAUUGGCAUCAGGUCAAAGUUCUACGAUUACUGGGACUUAUGCUGGUCAAUAUGUAAUGCAGGGUUUUCUUGAUUUGCGUCUUAGGCCAUGGUUACGGAACUUUUUAACAAGAUGUUUGGCAAUAGUGCCAAGUCUAAUUGUUUCAAUCAUAGGUGGCUCUGCUGGGGCUGGCAAAUUAAUCAUCAUUUCAUCGAUGAUUCUAUCAUUUGAACUCCCUUUUGCUCUCAUCCCACUCCUCAAGUUCACUAGCAGUAAGACUAAGAUGGGGUCAUAUGCAAACUCAACUCUGAUAACUGCAGUCACCUGGGUCAUAGGCUCCCUGAUCAUGGCUAUUAACAUAUACUUUAUUGCGACUGGAUUUAUUAAGCUACUACUUCAUUCAGGAUUAAAAGUUGUUUUGGCCGUGUUUGCCGGGAUAUUUGGCUUUUCAGGUAUGUUGAUAUACUUGACCGGGAUUGCAUACUUGGUUUACCGGAAAAAUAAAAAAGUCACACCCUUGUUGCCGUUAGACGAGGCAGACAUUGGACAGAGAAUUGACAAUUUGAAUAAUGGAUCAUUAUAUAGUCACCCCAGAGAAGAUAUAGUAAGCAUGCAAUUGCCUCAGAGGAUAAGAACAGCAGAUAUUGACUAAAGUGAUGAUACUCUUGUUCAAUUAGGCAUGCUUCUUAAAUU